Messenger RNA from Mytilus trossulus (common blue mussel), 836 nucleotides. RefSeq lists its product as uncharacterized. The coding region runs from base 60 to 746 and encodes 228 amino acids. NCBI's taxonomy places the organism in Eukaryota, Metazoa, Mollusca, Bivalvia, Mytilida, Mytilidae. The record is from RefSeq and is a predicted model, not a curated record. The transcript has 5 exons.
UUUAUUAUUUGAUAACGUUUAUUUUAGGUGAUCAGAAUAAUUUUGACACCUACUUUAUAAUGAUGGUAUUCUCUUGGGCUAAUAGUGUUCUUUAUGCAGGGAGAAUAUGUUUUAUAGCAUUCUCAAUCGCAGAUAUGACCAACGCAUUGCCUACAACGUCAUCUCCAAGACCAGAUCCAUUGACCUGUACAGACUGUUGUGAUUUAGUGCUAUGUAUGGGACUCGACAGUGGACCACUGACUACUAACACUGGGGACUUUACCGAUAAAUUGUGCAGCAAGACAAACAUCGCCAUUAUGCCAACUUGUUUUACAAAGCACAACUUAAACACCUGUUCCUACAUGAAAAAACUUGUCCCCAUAAUACCCUCUUCUGAUAAGAUGGCGGAAGGCUUUGUAGAACUCUGCAAACAAAAGGAAGAGAUGAAAGCUGUAUCUUCUUGUUUGACAAACAGUAGUAUAGGAUCAGAAGAACUUAACAGAUGUCAGAUUCCUUACAUGAAUGCAAUGAAAGAUACAAAUAGCAACGUAUGCGAGACAAUGAGUACAAUGUCUCAAUGUGUACUAUCGCUGUUAAAGACCACGAACUGCAGUGACAACAUUGGUAUAAACUAUGAACAAUCAAUGGAAUUACAAAAGGAGAAAUACUCGUUUUGCAACAAUGCAUCAGCUCAAAUGAGUAAUGUGCUGUAUCUUGUAAUCAUCAGUUUAAUGCUCAUCUGGAAUACAAUAGCUUUGAACAUAUGACAUUCAAUAACAUUAGUUUGAGGACCUCCUGAUGUGAUUUAUUUGUUAUCUUUUUAAAUACUGUAAAAACAAUAAACACUUUCUUCUUAA